Molecule: messenger RNA, 801 nt
Organism: Botrytis byssoidea
Lineage: Eukaryota; Fungi; Ascomycota; Leotiomycetes; Helotiales; Sclerotiniaceae
Exons: 1
Coding region: 1-801 (266 amino acids)
Source: RefSeq, a predicted model, not a curated record
AUGCCUUUUUUCAUCGAGGCCAUUAAAAAUGAUCUUCUUCCCGACAACCUCAACGAGAGAUUGAACCAUGCCAGCGAACUUUGGCCUGGAGAUCCUCGAUCAGCCAUUGAUUGGUUCCUCGAGGGAGGAAAUGUACCAACGGAAACCAUUACCGCCAUGACUUUCGUAAGAUCGCUUUUAUUUUACUUGGACGACGAGGAGUACGUUUGUGGUCAACUCCUAACACUCUUGAGCUCCUACACCCUUGAAGGCCUGGCAUUAUUGCUUUUUCCUCGCAGUCUGCUGGAUCAAAAAGUGACAGCAACGCCAGCCAGCUUCCCGUAUAAUUGGACAACCACCAAUUUGACAAUUGACAAACUAGAAGAAGUGCGCGCUGAAUUCCUCGACAAUCACUCACUUAUCGUGUUGCUCAUUCUGCUGAGAGAGAACAAGUUCUCCAUCAACGGGCGCCCUCAACAAAUUGCCGAUUGCAUUCUGACCGCAAUGAUCGGUGAUGAUCUUGAAAUCGGAUCACCAGAGCUUCUAGUCUAUGUGAAGAAAUACUUUCCAGACUUGCAAGAUGCAGAGUUCUCAGCCGUGAUUGGAAUCAUCAAGACUUUGAAAAUUCUUUCUAGUAUCGUUGAAGAUCCUGAAGACGUCGUGAACCUCUAUAACUCCAACUACCAUUCUGUACGAAGCAUCACAGCCCAGUCAAAAAGUAACUUUAAAAAUGCUUUGGUCACAGCUGGUACCAGCGUCGAGAAUACACUCAAGAUAUACGACCACGCAGAACGUGUCGAUUGCUGGAAUGAGCAACUCUGA